CAACGCCGGUCUUGAGUAUCCCGUAGCAUCACUAUCCUAAUCUUACCCUCUAAACUUCAACUUAUAGUAUAUAUAUACAUGAUUUUGUACCCCCUAACUGCCAUAUUUAUUAUCUACUGUUAUGUAUAUACUUUGUGGUAGCGUGUGACAGGUGACGAAGUGCAAAAUAGAAAAAAAUGUCGCAUAGAAAAAGUCAAACGAGAAUCAAAAAGCUGAAAAACAAGGAGAAGAAAAACAAUGAGGAGAACAAUCAAUAUUUUGAGGACAUAAAAGCAGAUGAGAGUUUUACAAAGGACUUUGAAUUUUUAGUAAAUGCUCCAAUUUCUGAAGAUAAUUUCUUUGUUUCGAAGGCAGAAAAAAGCUGGAAUGUUGUUGAUGUUUCUAAAUACUCUGAAUAUUUCAUGCUUGAUCUGACAACAUUAUCAGCAGUAAUUGAAUCAAUUCCAUUUAAUUCAAAUGUUAAUAUCAACUCUAAAUAUUUCACUUAUGAUCAGAUGACAAGUAUUUGUAACAAAGCAGAGGAUGGUAAAGCAAAGUAUAAUCAAAUUUUAAACAAAUUAGAAGAGCAGGUUUCCAACGAUAUAAAAAGUGUAGAAGGAAGUCAAGAUUUAGUAGAAGACACAACUGAAGAUUUAGAUUUUUUGCUAUCACUUGAAGAACCAGUGAAUGACCUUUUAACUAUUGUGAAAUCUUAACCUCUAUCUUGUAAUAAUGAUACAAAAGUAACACCUAAAUCUAGUACAUCUGUGAAAUCUAUGGAUCUGGAGAAGUGGGGUUGGAUGAUUUUUUAGAUGAUUAAAUUUAUUAUUAUUAUUCCUGUAGUUCAUUAAUAUUCAAAUUAUUAAAUUCUUAUGGUUAAAUAUCCCAUGAGAGGAUAAAACUAUUGACAGAAA
Messenger RNA from Hylaeus anthracinus, 893 nucleotides. RefSeq lists its product as uncharacterized. The coding region runs from base 177 to 695 and encodes 172 amino acids. The record is from RefSeq and is a predicted model, not a curated record. The transcript is spliced from 4 exons. Lineage: Eukaryota; Metazoa; Arthropoda; Insecta; Hymenoptera; Colletidae.